UCCUCUGUUGACCUCAUCAUCGUCACACGUACUCCUAUUCUUCUCCUCCUCCUUCUUCUUCUUCCCCAAUUUUGCUUACCUUCCUUCUGAUCGCAUGUUACCUUCACGUCGUCCGAUGAUGGAGUGAGUCAAGAAGAAGAAGAAGAAGAAGAAGCAGAAGCCGACGAAGAAUCGUUCUUUAAUCUCCGGGCGUAGCUGGAAGGUCCUACCCAGCAUAGCAUAGCAUUCCAGGCAGAGAAUAAAAGGGAACAGGAACAGCGGAGUCAGGCGAAGCCAUGCACCCCUCCUCGAAGCCCACCCACCACCACCACCACCUUCUUCUUCCCUCCUCCGUCCAUCUCCCCACUCUCGAGACCAUCGCCAUGCGCGGCAAGGUCCGCACCACCUUCCUCCUCCUCGCCGUCGCCCUCCUCGCCUUCUUCCACUUCCACCUCCGCCUCUCCGCGGCAGCCCCCCCCCGGUUCGGGCUCUCCAACUUCUCGCUGGCGCGGCCCUCGGAGCAGUCCGCCGCCGUCGCGCUCAACUACGCGAUCCGGGAGGCGGGGCCCGUCCCCUCCCGCCACGCGUCCUCCGUCCCCGAGGAAACGAUCGACGCCGUCUCGAUCCUGUUCCCCGCCUGGGAGCUGCUCGUCAUCGCGCCCCCGGGGAUGGCGGGCGGUCGCGACUGGCACUGCGUGUUCCAGAACAACGCCACCUCGCCGGCGACGUUCGCCGGGGCCCUCCCCUUCACGAACCGGACGAUGUUCAAGUGCGAGCUCCCGCCCAGCGUCCGCCGCCUCCGGCCGUUCUACCAGCCGGCGCUGGCGCGGUCGCCGCCGUCGGAGGGGGCGUUCCCGGCGAGAGGCGAGGCGGCGGAGGAGCUCUUCCGGUGGAACUUCCUCGCGUACGAGUCGCUGUCCACGGAGGACGACGUCGUUCUGUUCGUGAAGGGUGUGAACAACCGGCAAGGCAUCAACAGGUCCCCGGGCGAGCUGCGCUGCGUCUUCGGCGACGAUCCGGCCACCGCCGUGAGGACCGCCGUCACGAGCUCCGCCCAGGAGGUCUUCCGUUGCGCGCACCCCAAGCUCCCCGCCGCCAACUCCGGAACGGAAAUCGAAAUCAAAAUCACGCUCGAAGUCGCGCGCGAGAAUCGGGUGAUCCCCUCGGUGGCGUACUACACCCCCGGGAGGCGCAGGUUAGCGGCGGACGGCCCUCGCUCGCUACUGUGCGCGUGCACGAUGGUGCACAACGUGGCCAAGUUCCUCAGGGAGUGGGUGAUGUACCACGCCAGCAUCGGCGUCGACCGGUUCUUGCUCUACGACAACGACAGCGACGACGGCCUCCGGUCGGUCGUCGGCGACCUCAACCGCGGCGGCUACGACGUCCGCGUCCUGACGUGGCCGUGGCCAAAGACGCAGGAGGCCGGCUUCUCCCACGGCGCAAUAUACGCGAACGCUUCGUGCGAAUGGAUGGCGUACGUGGACGUGGACGAGUUCGUCUUCGCUCCGGCGUGGAACGGCUCGGCGCUGUCGUCCAGGCUCAUGCUGACCUCGCUGUUGCCGGCUCGGGAUGAUCCGGCUCGGCACGGGCAGGUCUCGAUCAAGUGCUACGAGUUCGGGCCGUCGCACCGGAAGACGCACCCGCCGGAGGGGGUGACGCAGGGCUACACGUGCCGGAGGAGGAUAGAGCAGCGGCACAAGUCGGUGCUCCGGCUGGACGCUGCAGACGCCUCGCUGCUCAACGUGAUCCACCACUUCAGGCUGAAGGAAGGGUACAGGACGAAGCAGGUGAGGCUGGAGGACGGGGUGGUGAACCACUACAAGUACCAGGCGUGGUCCGAGUUCAAGACCAAGUUCAGGAGGCGAGUCUCGGCCUACGUCAUGGACUGGACCCAAGCGAUCAACCCGGCAUCCAAGGACCGGACACCCGGGCUCGGGUUCGAGCCGGUCGAGCCCAGAGGCUGGGCCGAGCGGUUUUGCGAGGUUAGGGACGAUAGGCUGAAGGCAUUGACGCGGAGGUGGUACGGGUCGGAGUUGGGUUCCGGGUACAGCAUGGCUUGGCAAAGAUGACGACGGCGGCGACGACUCGACCAUCCGAUGAUGCUCUCAUUUUCUCGGCAUGGGUUUUGACUCGUGGAUAUAUGAGAGAUUUGAUGGUAAACACACGGGGGAAUAUACUGGAAGACGAUUCUUUUUUAGUUAUCAGGGUGCAAGAUUUUGGAGGAAUAGCGGGUUAGGAAUGAGGAUUCAUUGAAUUUUCUUUUUACCCAUCUUAAUAAUUUGUGAGAGAUCAAAUUAGAGAGGAAGAGAAUUCUAUAUCUUUCCUUUUGUCUCUUUGCAUAAUUUCCUCUUGCUUUCUCUGUUCAGAUUUCAGUUGUCUUUCUUGACCAUCCCGUGUUUUGCUGUAUAUACAAUUCAACAAGUUCAGCAUCCA
Messenger RNA from Syzygium oleosum, 2412 nucleotides. Its product is annotated as glycosyltransferase family 92 protein RCOM_0530710. The record is from RefSeq and is a predicted model, not a curated record. Lineage: Eukaryota; Viridiplantae; Streptophyta; Magnoliopsida; Myrtales; Myrtaceae.